CGGCAGCCCAAGCUCAGCAGACUGCUGAGGCUGAGACAAACGGAACGCCAUAAGCAUGGAGUCCUUGACUUAGAACGAGAGUCACAGGACGACACUGCUCCAAGACAUGCUUUUUGUGCCUUCGGAUACGCAGGCGGAUCCGACACCGGCGGAGGAAGAAAGGAGUAACCUGGCUGACCUGAUGUUGAAUGUGAUGCGGGCGGUAAUGUGGACCAAUACGAUGUUAACGGUGCAAAUACACGAGGGCAAACAGCUGCGACAGACUCAGCAGAAAGAUUCUGCAGCCUUAACAACUGCUGUUCGCGCUGCCGCCACACAUCAGCAACAACAACAACAGCUGUUGAGCACCACCACCGCACGUGUCAACAGCAUCGAGGCUAAGGCCUCAGCAGCGCCAGGCUGCACGACAGACACGGCGAAACAGCUCGGUGAGUGCAUCGACCAUGUCGUCACGAUAAUCGACGAUCUAAGUGACUUCACCAGUCCGGCGACGAUCAGCAGCACGGUGGCCGCCAUCAAGACGGACAUCACCAAACUGCAGUCGCAACCGGCAGCAGCUGCAAAGGCAUACAAGAUGCCACGCUUCAACAUCGGCAAGCUCGAGGACUACAACAAGACCGACGCUUUGACAUGGUGGCAAGCCUUCCUCACCGAAGCGUCCUGCCACAAGGUCCCGACCGAAGACAUGACGAAGGCCAUAUACCUCCAACUCAUUGGAGGUGCGCAGGCGUGGAUGAACCACCUCGCAUUGAUCUCCACGCUGCAGCAGCAUCCUCGAGUGAUGGAGGAAUUGUCGCAGCGCUCCCGCCGAAGCAUCCCAAGAGAGUUCGAAAGAAACCGGCGACACAAGCGACGACAUCGACGGGAACUGGGCAGCAGCCAUGGACGGCUUACAACACACCCAAGGAAGUAUUUGACUUGCGUCAAAGGUACGGAUAUUGCCUAUGGUGCAAUAGUGUCACACACAUUACUGCACAAUGCCCGGAUAAGGGCAAGGCACGUGUACCCCGUCCAGCGAACUCGGGAAACUGAGUUGCGCAAGGAGAGAGGUGACGUCUCCCCCACUCCGCCGGAACUGGUUGCCUUGCUAGCAAUCGAUGUCACUACCGGGGAGCAUGCGUUAGUCGUUGAUUCUCGUGCUACGUACGAGGAUUCUGCCGCCCAGCUGGUACCACCAUUAGACCAGUCGAGCCACGUGCACUUAGAUUGCGUAUGCGCAGCCUGUACACCGUCGGCAAGUGAUCCGGUCAGCUCGCCACUAAUUUCCGAGAACUCGACGGCGUGGUCAAGACUUGAGGAGCUUGACCCGCUCACGAGAGAGGACUUCGCUUGGAUGCCUCUACCCUCAACCGGAACCUUGCCAAGGCCGCAUUGCAAAGCCUUAAUGGCAGAUUUACGCUCCUAUUUGCACGCUACAGUACCAGCUCCGUUGACGGACGACGGGGUAGCGGUUGUCAACCUCCGCUCCUAUCUUGCGAAGAUCGACCGCAAGUACUCCACCCAAAAGUACGCCGAAACCGACGCGCCUUUGCUCUAUAUCCGCAUUGAAAUCGGAAAGGCAACCUGUAGUGCCUUGAUUGAUUGCGGAGCGUCUCGCAACUUUAUUAGUCAAGCCUUUAUGGCCCGCGCAGGCCUUGGCCCGCGCGUUCGAAGRAAGACGCAACCUACGCAAGUUACACUCGCGGACGGCCGCACGCAAAAGUCAAUUGACCGAUGCGUCGACGACGUUCUGGUAUACUUUGCACCACUUGCGUGCGAGCCGGUGUCUUUUGACAUCCUCGACACCAAGUUCGACAUCAUUCUAGGCAUGUCUUGGUUGCGUAGCGCCGAUCAUCCGGUGAACUUUCACGACCGGACCGUUCACAUCCGUGAUCGGAACGGAGUGUUAGUCCCAUGUAYGGUCGCGACCCCUCACACUUCGAUUGCUUGUUACGUGGUUUCCGUUGCGAGAAUUCACGACGCCAGAGCUCAGAAUGACGUCGAGGAGAUGGGCCUUGUAUUCUUGCAUGCUCUCCCCUCGCCGGACGGACCAGCCGCGUCACCACCGGACCCGCGCAUUUCUCACCUCUUGGACGAGUAUAGAGACGUCUUCGAGGCUCCCACCGGAGCGGUUCCGGAUCGGCCCAUACGUCACGGGAUCACUCUCGAGGCUGGUGUCGUCCCUCCGCGUGGAUGUAUUUACCGCAUGAGCGAAGAGGAACUCGAGGUGCUUCACGCACAACUCGAUGACCUUCUCGACAAGGGUUGGAUUCCCACUAGUUGUUCGCUGUACGAUGCCCCUGUUCUCUUCGUCCGGAAGAAGAACAAAGAUCUACGGUUAUGCAUCGAUUAUCGAAAACUUAACGCACAAACCGUAAAGAACGCUGGCCCUCUCCCUCGGAUUGAUGAUUUCCUUGAGCAGUUAGGCGGCGCGACGUACUUCUCGAAGUUGGACUUGAAGUUGGGCUACCACCAGAUUGAAAUUCAGCCUCAAGAUCGGUACAAGACCGCGUUCAAGACGCGGUACGGGCAUUUUGAGUGGGUUGUCAUGCCAUUUGGCCUCACCAAUGCCCCCGCGACUUUCCAAGCAGCUAUGACGAUUGAGUUUCGCGACUUGCUCGAUCGCAGCGUCCUCAUUUACCUCAAUGACAUCUUGGUUUAUAGUAGGACGUUGGACGAGCACAUCGUACACCUUCGCGCUGUUUUGGAUCGUUUGCGACUGGCCAAGUACAAAGCGAAUCUCGACAAGUGCGAGUUCGCCAAGCAGGAGCUUGAGUACCUGGGUCAUUUUGUCACACCGAAAGGCAUUCGUCCCUUAGCGAACAAGAUCCAAGUCAUCGUGGAUUGGCCGGAACCCCGUUGCACGACGGGCUCCCCAAAGGUGCCCUUCGAGUUCGACGACGCAGCCCGUGGCGCGUUCACUACGUUGAAGCCAGCGAUGCAAGCCGCACCUGCCCUCCGUAUAUACGACCCCACCCUUCCCGCCCAAAUGACUACGGACGCUUCGGGAUACGGUAUUGGUGCGGUGUUGGAGUGUCACGAGGACGGUUGGCAUCCGGUCGAGUACUUCUCCCAAAAGGUGCCUCUCGUCAACACUCUCGACGACGCUAGGAAGAAAGAGUUACUAGCGUUCGUCACCGUUCUCAAACGGUGGCGCCACUUUCUUCUCUGUCGUCGGCGUUUUAAAUGGAAUACGGACAACAAUCCGUUGACCUUUUAUAAAACGCAGGAUACGGUCACUAGUACGAUCGGUCGAUGGAUGUAUUACAUCGACCAGUUCGAYUUUGACCCGUGCYACAUUCCYGGUCCCGCCAAUCGAGCUGCGGACGCCCUCUCACGACGGCCCGACUUUUGCGCCAUUGUGACCACGACAUUCGACCUCGAUGACGAUCUGCAGCCGCACUUCGUCAAAGGCUACAAGUCAGAUCGGACUUACUCGGCGCUUUACGCAGAGCUUUCAUCGGAGCACCUGUCGGCUAGUCAUUAUCGGAUUUUCGACGGGUUCCUUCUCCUUCACACGAGAGGAAAGGACUUGUUAGUUGUGCCCCAAGAUCGCAUCUUACGGACUCGUCUUCUCAGCGAAUUCCACGACGCACAACUUUCGGCACACCUUGGCGUGAACCGCACAUUAGCACGCCUCCGCCAGCGUUUUCACUGGUCAGACGUCCUUCACGACGUCACGAGGUACAUUGAGUCAUGUGCAGUUUGCCACCGUAACAAGGGUCGAUCUCGAGUCCCCUUCGGCGAACUGAAACCAUUGUCGAUUCCCCGGGCACCGCGCCUCUCCAUUGCUAUGGACGUGACAGGCCCGUUCCCCCGCGAUCGCCUCGGCCAUGACGGUAUUCUCACGGUUGUUGACCGUUUGAGCAAGUAUGCUCGCUUUCUUCCUUGCAAGUAUCAUGCUGCAGCACCUGAGCUCGCACGACUCUUGCACACCGGUUGGAUUACCAACCAGGGUGUUCCGGAAGACAUAGUGAGCGACCGAGAUACUCGCUUCAUGUCGGCCUUUUGGACUUCCCUCAUGGCCGAGUCCGGCACGACAAUGAAGUCGAGCUCGGCUCGGCACCCGCAGACGGAUGGCCAGACGGAGCGAGCACACCAGACUGCUCAGAUGAUGUAGCGUACGCUCAUCCGUCCCGACCAGAAAGAUUGGGUUGACCGGCUUCCCGACAUCGAGUUCGCCUACAACACUUCGGUGCACCCGGCGA
Molecule: messenger RNA, 4187 nt
Organism: Chara braunii
Lineage: Eukaryota; Viridiplantae; Streptophyta; Charophyceae; Charales; Characeae
Source: the annotation of a GenBank genome assembly